GUUGGAAAAAAAAUUGAGAUCCAAAAGCUCGCACUCGAAGAAGAACGAUUUGAAAGGAAAAAAAUCUAAGUCUUCUGUGUGUGUUUCUCUCUCUCGCUUAUCAGACUCUGGUCUCGAAGACUAAUAACUGAAGCAGAUCUAUUCAGAAAAAGGAGAGAUGUAUGAGCAGCAACAGCAUUUCGUGGAUUUGCAAAGCGAUUCUGGAUUCGGGGAUGAUAGCUCGUGGCUCGCCGGUGAUGACGAUCUCCGAUUAUCUCCUCACCAAUCUGUCGCCGCUACGAACUCCGGCAACGAGAAUCUCGAUCGGCGUCUUUUGAAAGAUCUCGUUGAGAUGGUUCCCCUCAUCGAGCAAUUCAUGGAACACAAAGAAAAGAGUUCGUUUAAGCGGCGUGGUUCCAUGAUCUACACUAAGAUGCCUUCCCGAGAAUCAUUGUCCAGAAGGGGAAGAAAUGCUUCUCAAACAGUACCAGGAAGAAAGAAGAGAGAUGCAGAAGGAAAUAACGAUGUUGUGAACGAUACUAGGGAAGAUGGUGAAAACGCCAAGGGUUUGGCUGGCGCAGAAAAGGAAGAACUAACCAAACUUAGAGAGCAAGUGAAUGACUUGCAGACAAAAUUAUCAGAGAAAGACGAGGUUUUAAAGUCCAUGGAAAUAUCAAAGAUUCAUGUAAACGAGAUACAGGAAAAGCUUGAAGAAACAAAACGCUUGGUUGCUGAAAAGGAGAUGUUGAUCAAGUCUAUGCAGUUACAAUUAUCAGACACAAAGAUCAAACUUGCAGAUAAGCAAGCCGCUCUUGAGAAGACUCAAUGGGAAGCAAAGACAACAGGAACGAGGGCAAUCAAGCUUCAAGAACAGCUAAAUGCUGUUGAAGGAGAAAUCUCUUCAUUCGCACGGGUAUUUGAAACUUUGGCGAAAACAGAGUCCAAGAAACUCGACAGGGAUUAUGACGCAACCCCAUAUGAAUUUGAUCAUCUUCCAUAUCUCGACGAUGUAGAUGAAAGUGAACUACGGAAAAUGGAAGAAGCAAGAUUAGCAUAUGUUGCAGCUGUGACUACCGCAAAGGAACGAGAAGAUGAGGAAUCUCUGGCCAUUGCUGCUAAAGCUCGAGCCUACUUGCAAUCACUAGCCUUUAAAUACUAAUCAUAUUGAUCAUGCCUAAGGGUCAAGUGACAUCCUUAAUAUUCAUGUUUAACCAACUUUUGUUAUAAACUCAAAUCGUAUUCGUAUUUCGUAUUUCGUAUAUAAUUCGCACGUG
Eutrema salsugineum is the source of this 1253-nucleotide messenger RNA. RefSeq names its product protein MICROTUBULE BINDING PROTEIN 2C. The record is from RefSeq and is a predicted model, not a curated record. Gene Ontology annotation, biological process: plasmodesmata-mediated intercellular transport. The transcript has 5 exons. Gene Ontology annotation, molecular function: microtubule binding. Bases 158 to 1138 code for a protein of 326 amino acids. NCBI's taxonomy places the organism in Eukaryota, Viridiplantae, Streptophyta, Magnoliopsida, Brassicales, Brassicaceae.